AUGCUAGUUCUCAGGUUGCUCAAUGUUGUCGCUCCAGCCUACUUCUUGUGCAUCUCCCUAGUGACCUUCGUCCUCCAGAUCUUUGUCUUCAUCCCCAGCAUGUUCAGAGACCCUUCCACCACCCCACUUUUCUCGCCUGCUCUGCUGCAUGGGGCCCUCUUCCUCUUCCUCUCAGCUAAUGCCCUGGGCAACUACGUCCUUGUGAUCCAGAGCUCCCCCGAGGACUUGGGCAAGGACUUAAACUUGGGCAGAGGAGCCGAAGUGGCAGACUGGCUGGAUGGAAGCAGGUCCCCUGGCUCAGCCUUGCCCAGCACCCACUUCUGUAGACUGUGUGCCAGAGUCACCCAGAGGCAUGACCACCACUGUUUCUUCACAGGGAACUGCAUCGGGAGCAGGAACAUGCGAAACUUCAUCAUGUUCUGCCUCUACACCUCCCUGGCUUGCCUUGACUCCCUGGUGGCAGGCAUGGCUUACAUUUCUGCUACACUUUCCAUGUCCUUUGUGGACCCACUGGCCUUCCUCACUCUUCUGCCUCACUCCAUCAGCCAGUUCUUCUCAGGUGCUCUCCUUAGCUCUGAGAUGUUUGUCAUCCUCAUGCUCUACCUCUGGCUUGGGAUUGGACUGGCCUGCGCCGGCUUCUGCUGCCACCAGAUGCUGCUGAUCCUGCGAGGGCAGACCCGGUACCAGGUGCGGAAAGGAGUGGUGGUAAGAGCCCGGCCCUGGAGGGAGAACCUGCAAGAAGUCUUUGGCAAGAAGUGGCUGCUAGGACUUCUCAUCCCUGUGCAGAACGUGGAGAGUAGCUACCGUAGGCAGAAAGAGAAAUAA
This is a messenger RNA of Prinia subflava (tawny-flanked prinia), 825 nucleotides long. RefSeq names its product zinc finger DHHC-type palmitoyltransferase 22 (gene ZDHHC22). Gene Ontology annotation, cellular component: Golgi apparatus. The transcript has 2 exons. Gene Ontology annotation, molecular function: palmitoyltransferase activity. Lineage: Eukaryota; Metazoa; Chordata; Aves; Passeriformes; Cisticolidae. Gene Ontology annotation, biological process: protein palmitoylation. Bases 1 to 825 code for a protein of 274 amino acids. The record is from RefSeq and is a predicted model, not a curated record.